UGCUAUUAUAGUGCUAAGGAUUAUUGUUGCAAUGAAGCCUCUGUGCUUUUUCUCUGUUUAUUGUUCAUUUUGGUAACAUGCUGUAGAAGAAUGAAUGCAUUGAUAGCAAGGUUGCCUUUAUUAACGCUUUUUUUUUUUUUCCAACAUGGUUAUAACAAGCUUGCUUAUGGCUAAAUAAACGUAAAAAAUGUAAAUGUGGCUUACAUGAAUUGCAGUAUGAGGGAUAUUGUAGUUGGAGAUUUUUAUAUUUCUGAAUCUGACACAUGCCAUGUAUUUAUUGUUGUUUUUAUUGCCUUAUAUAGUUGCUUAGAAAGAAAAAAAGGGAGACAGUCUUUGAGGAAAGUAGUGUGUUUUUUUUUUAAUUAUUAUUACAUUCAUGACCAGCAAUUAAGAAUGAUGCCUGGCUGAUUUCACCUUAUCGUCCUGUGUUUGUUGUGAUCUGCUAGCUGAUGAUGUAUAAAAUUUGCAUUGUAUUGCAGUGUCUGCUUGACUGCAUUGAGUGGAGGAUUUAUGUUGACUGUAGUUUCAGUGCUGCCACUGUGUGGUGGUUUGUGGUAUCUACCAGUGUGGUGGAAGAUAUUUACAUUAUACUGAAGGUUAUUUGGGUAAUUUGAAAUUAGCAACAAGAUUAUUAUGGACCCACCGAUAAAGAACUACAGAUUAUAGAAAUGCAUAUUAUUUUCUUUAUUUAUACAGGUAGAGGAAAAUAAUAUUAUGCAUUUGCGUAUCCAUUAAAACAUCCAAUACAAAUAAAAAGACUGUUAUAAAUCAGAAGCCUCAGUACUUGUAGUUUGAAAUGCAAAUGGCGAUUUUUAAGAGCCGUAAUAAUCUGAAUGCAUAUGUUAUUUGCAGUAAGUAAAGGCUACAAUAGCUCUGUAGCAGCCUGAGUUCACUUUUAUGUAUUUACACAUGUUGUAAGUAUCAUGGUUCAAAUUCAUUCCGCAAAAAUUAAAAAUCACACAACAAUAAACGGCUGCAUUAAUAGAAAUGAACAGCCAACCCGACAAAAUAAAGACAAAGAGACAAAAUGGGCACGUCAGUGAAUGCCCUUUUUAUGCUCCUUCCAAAAUGGCUGCCGCACCUAAGAUUUAAUGGUUUAAGCAGAUUUUAUUGCUUGGAAGCAAGAUGAAAAGGGAAACAGAAGGGGCAGAGCCUUAACCAUUGAUCUGCCUGAAAAAUCCCUGUUACAUUUCACAGGCCCCCAGACAAUUGCAUGCCUAAAGUAUGUCUUUAUUCUCCUUUUUUCUUUUUUUAUAAAAUAGCUACAGAAGUCUAAGCCAUAAACAUCGAAUUCACAGCAACUAUCCUCCCAAUUUUACUGUGCUGGUUAAAUAAUACAAUUUUAGAUGUAUUUAAAGACACUACUGACAUGUUUUGCUUUUGCUGGAUUUUAAAGAUUUGUGAUAGUUUCUGUACAGAUAAUGCAUUUGAUCAUAGGUCAUUUUUGCCAUGUUCCUAGGAUGAAUAUAUGACAUUUAAAACAAAAUACACUUGGUUGUCGAUUGUCUUUGUGCUUGACCAUAUUACAGUUAGACUGGGACAGUUUAAUACAAACUUGGUGCCCAACCUUCACAAACACACACACACACACACACACACACAUAGAUACAUGCAUGCACAUAUUCAUACACAUAUACAAACACACCCACAGACACCCUCUCAUCCAAUCAAGCUCAGAAAUGCCUCUAAAUUCACAGACACAUCCAAAUAUGUGAUGUCAGGAAAUUCCAGAGGUGUGUUGUGACCUUCCUGUGCAAAACACCAUUGUCAUAUUUUUCCACUUCUAAAGUAUACAGCUAGACAGAUGUAUGUUCAUGUUUUUGCAGCUUAUUUUAUGUCAAAUACACUGAUGGUUCAGAACAGGGGGUGUUGCAUCACCUCUAACUUGGGCUGGCUAUACAUUAUACAAUUUUCUUAUUCAAUUUCCUUUAGAUUUAUUUUCAACUAUGUAGUGCAAGGACCUGUCUGCAUAAAAAUUGAAAGUAUAUUCUAUGGUUUUGGUAAAUCUAAAGGAAAACUGUACAUGGACAUUGUAUAAUGUAUGGCCAGCCUUACACCUCUAUAGUCUCUACCUUACAAUAUGUAACUGUAAGCGAUUAAUGCAAAUGUCCUACUACAGAGUCUUCCAGCAUCAAAGUUUACAUUCUUUUAGGCAAUUUAAAGCAUUUUAUAGAGCCAUGAAGGAACAUGGCUCAUUCCAGGGUAUGGGCCAUAAACUUUAUACUACAUUCAGAUAAGAGGGAGCUUUUAUGGUAGACUUUCUAUUGCUUGCAGGCUAGUUGUUCAAGUUUUUGAAGACUGGAGAUUUUUAUCUGUCAAUCCCAGACUUUAUUUACCUUUUUCAUGGUAUAGAACCAGAUUUAAUAGGGAUGCUGUGGAUCAACGAUAAUAUUUUAAUAAACAAAAGGAGAUUCCUAUUUCAAUACAUUAACACUGCCUUGACUUGUUUUUGGGAGGCGUUGUUGCAUUGCUGUGUUUUAUUUUGGGCAUAGUGCCUAAUCCUACAUUACUCAGAAUAUUUUAUGUUAUUUUGCAUUAUUUGUGUUUUGAUGAUGUGGGCUGCAUUUUACCUAUUUAUGAACGUCUGUUCUUGCAAACUGUGUUUAUUUUCUGUGUGAAGGCUGGUGGGUAAGCAAGAUGCGUUUAAAAACCUAAAUACAAAGUGGAAGAAAUGAUUAAUAGCACUUGAUGUUAGCAAAUAACUAAAAUCCAACAUGUGAGGUGUUGUUUUUUUUUUAUUAUUGUUUGCUUAGCUGUUGUCCUCGUUUAUGUGGCUGUUAAACUUUUAAUGGGACGUCAGCUGAGAUAUAAUAUUACUAUUCCUAUCAUGGCAAGAACACUAUGGAAUGUAAACACUAAUUAGAGGCUGGCGAAUUACUGUGAUUGAUCAGUUGUAAUAACUACACUGGAGAUGUUUAUUCAUAUGUAUCUACUUCUGCAGAGACAUUUCCUAUUUGUAGUAAUCUUGGUUGUAUGCAGGGUGGCUGCAAGGGUGUUAUCUGUUGAUAAAUGUGAAUUCUGCACCUAUGUGUUCAUCUGCAGAUAAUACCAGGUAUUAUAGGAAAUGCUUAGUGACUGAUCCAGUUGUACAGAAUGCAAAGAGAUUUCACUCAAAAGAACACUAAUUGCUCUCCUCUGUGUAAUAAGAUGUGUAUAUUAUUGUUGUAUAUGUGCCUGGGAAGCUGUGUGUUAUUUGGAAGUUUGCUGGCUCAGUCCCAGUCCCAGGGGAGCACCAUCAUAACUCCUUCCUAUUGGCUACUGAAUGAUCAGCUGCUUAUAUUUGCCUCUGUCGCUUUUGGCGCCUGGCCAUCCAGAAACAAACCAGUUCGAUGACUACUAAUAGUUAUAGCUAGAUGUACUAAUACACAACAAAUCACAGAACUAGAGAGUGCAGAGCAAAUGAGUUCUUACUUUGUGAAUAGCACUUUCCCUGGGAGCCUGCCUAAUGGACAGGACUCGUUUGUGGGUCAAAUCCCCCUCUACUCAUCCGGCUAUGAAGCUUUAAGGCAUUUUCCAGGUUCUUAUGGGACAUCUCCCCUCCAGGACAAGUCCUACUCAUCGCCCUGCUUCUAUCAGCAGUCCAGUACAGUUAUUGCUUGCAACCGAAACUCCUAUGACUAUGGGACGUCUUGUUUCUAUCCGGACAAGGACAGCACCAGCAACCCUUCCUCGUAUCCUGCCAAUAAGAGGUCCCAGACUGGGGAUUAUCUGCAUUUCUCUACUGAACAGCAAUACAAAUCUACUAAUCUACAAGGUAAAAUGUUCAAUGAGGAAGCUAACGACCGGAAGUAUAGUAACCCUGUCUACCCCUGGAUGCAGAGAGCCAACUCCUGCGCUGGUACAAUGUACGGCAACCACGGCAGGAGGGGAAGACAAACUUAUACUAGAUAUCAGACUCUAGAGCUGGAGAAAGAAUUCCAUUUCAAUAGAUACCUGACCAGGAGGAGGAGAAUUGAAAUAGCGAAUGCUCUCUGCCUUACAGAACGACAGAUUAAAAUUUGGUUUCAAAACAGAAGAAUGAAAUGGAAGAAAGAAAGCAAGAUUAUUAAUUCUUCCCAACCCAACGACGACCCAGAAGAGGACAAGCCAGUCAAUGAAAGUUAACACCAGGCCUCUCCUCUAUUCAAGUGAAUAUCGUCCUCUAAUCUGCACACAUGCCACAUACUAUACAAAGGCUUCAUGUUCAUUUCCACCCUCAUUCUCCUUCCCGGUGACUGAAAAGCCCAGGACCAUCUAUCUGAUAGAAAAUGCAUGCACACCAUUUUCAUGUGAUAAACAAACAAACAAAAAAUACCUGUAAACAUCGAAUUAAUUUGUAUAUGGAUGUCGGAUAUCAGCUCCUAACUCUUACUCCACCCUACAAAGCCAAUGUAAUCUGUGUUCUGAUACCGGAUUAAAGUCAGAUUAUAGAUUGUGGUGUAAUAUCUGCCAUGUAAACAGAUGUCCAGACGAAUAGGAUCUUGGAGGAAAAAGAAAGAUCCGGAAUAGCGGGGUCAUCCUGUAUUCUGGGGUCUCUGAACAGAAUGUAACUGUCAGCUGUAUCGUAAAAGUCACAAUAAUAUUUACAGCCACUCAUUGUUUGCUGGGACUGCAAGGCAAUAGACCCUAUUUUAUUCUUUGAAAGGGGAAAAAAAAGCAAAAAAGGCAGAGCAGAAAGCCUGCUUUGUCAAGUAUUUCCUAAAUAAACGUGGACAAAGUCUAACUCCAAUCUAUUUAUUGAUUAUAAAAUGCUUACACCUUGCAUUGGGACAGUGGAAUGUUCCUUAAAGCCUUGCGACAAGCUACAGGCAUUUUCUGAGUGUAAAAUAAAGCACCCUGCAUGAUUUAAUCCCUAUGUAUACACUGGACUUUUUUUUUUUUACUAUAUUGCAAUUGAUUGGAAAAUGACGUUUAAAUGGCAAUGCAAGUCUAAAAUAAAACCUAUCGGGUUCACAUCAAUUAGAAAAUAAAAGGGCAAUAGAUGUAUUAAGAGUGGCUGUUAUGUUGCUUCACUGAAUCAAUAUGCCUAUUUCUGUAUAAUUAUCAAUAAAAUAAAAAAAAAAGGAACACAUGAGCUGGCAAUCUAGAUGAUGAAAUGUGAAAUAUAUUUUGGAGUGAAUAGCACAAAAAAAAAA
This is a messenger RNA of Rana temporaria (common frog), 5114 nucleotides long. It is a transcript of the gene HOXA6, whose product is annotated as homeobox A6. Gene Ontology annotation, molecular function: RNA polymerase II cis-regulatory region sequence-specific DNA binding; DNA-binding transcription factor activity, RNA polymerase II-specific. NCBI's taxonomy places the organism in Eukaryota, Metazoa, Chordata, Amphibia, Anura, Ranidae. The coding region runs from base 3400 to 4104 and encodes 234 amino acids. Gene Ontology annotation, biological process: anterior/posterior pattern specification; regulation of transcription by RNA polymerase II. The record is from RefSeq and is a predicted model, not a curated record. The transcript is spliced from 2 exons. Gene Ontology annotation, cellular component: nucleus.